Triplophysa dalaica is the source of this 1477-nucleotide messenger RNA. RefSeq names its product L-seryl-tRNA(Sec) kinase (gene pstk). Gene Ontology annotation, molecular function: kinase activity; tRNA binding. Lineage: Eukaryota; Metazoa; Chordata; Actinopteri; Cypriniformes; Nemacheilidae. The record is from RefSeq and is a predicted model, not a curated record. Bases 9 to 1016 code for a protein of 335 amino acids. The transcript has 6 exons.
GCUACGGAAUGUCUCGCACGUGUCUCUGUGUCCUGUGCGGUUUACCGGCUGCGGGAAAAUCCCGCCUCGCCGAGGUGCUGCGGGGUCAAGCGCGGAGCCGCGGGUGGGAGACGCUGCUGGUGACGUAUGACGAGUUGAUACCGGCGCGCGACUGGCGUGAGGACGAGUGGAAGCAGCAGAGGAAGACGGUCCUGACCUGUCUGGAGAGAUUCCUGCAUCAGACACACACACACACUGAUGUCACACACACUGAUGUCACACACUCUGAUGUCACACACACACACACUGUUAAUGACAGGUGGUGGAUGCAGCUGCAGCGGAGCCGCUGUCACACAAACACACAGCCUCUCCUCGUGCUGCUGGACGAUAACUUCUAUUAUCAGAGCAUGAGACACCAGAUCUUCCAGCUCGCCAGAACGUACUCCAUGGGCUUCUGUCAGGUGUGGGUUCGGUGUCCGCUUGACAUUUGUCUCCGGAGGAACCAGUGCAGACCUCUGCGUGUCCCUGAUGAAGUGAUGCUGCAGAUGUCCGAGCGAAUGGAACCUCCGAACGAGAGCAGAAACUCUUGGGAGCAGCAGAGCCUGACGGUGGACAGCACAAAGAGCAUUACAGAUGAAGACGUGCAGAAGCUGAUGGAUUUGUUGCGGUCUGCCAUGGAAAACCCUUUGAGGCCCGUCCAGGACCAUUGCCAGCAGAAGGAGGCGGACAGACAGAUUUGUGCAACCAACUUUCUCCACCGAGCUGAUCAGAUGUGCAGGCGACUCAUUUCUAAGGCUAUGACAUCAGCUUGUGAAGCUCAGGCAUCUUCAGAUGUUUUAAAGGAUCUUGCUAAGGAGCUGAAUGAGUUGAAGACGCACUUUCUGCAAGAGCUGAAGAAGGAAAUCCUUCAUCAAAUGUCUCUGUGCCCGGAGGAGCCAAUGAACACAGAAAAACUUCUGAUGACAGCAGCGAGAGCGUUUGACCGAGACACACAAGCACAGCUACAACAGAGAUUUUCUGGAAUGGUUUUUUUUUAGUCACAGAACCUCCAGCAACGGACAUCACCAACUGUUUACAUGAUGUACUGUCACAUGUACACUAUUAUUGAUUAUUUAUGUUCACUAUCACAGACUCAAAUCUCCUUUGUUUUAUUGAAUGAGUUUUAAUAACUCAUAUAGCUAUUCAAGUAAAGAAGUAAGACAAUAAAUAAAAACAUUUUAGUAAUGUGAUCUUAACAUUUGUUGUCUACCUUACCCUCUUUAAUUAAGUUAUUAUGAAGUAUCAAGAAGAAUAUAAAUGUAGCUCAAGUGAUGUUGGUUAUAAGCACAUGGCUGCUACUGGUCAAUGGAACAUUCUACUGAGUUUCUCCUCUUGGUAUUCUAUCAGGGUUCGUAGGGUCAUGAAAAACCUGGAAAAGUCAUGGAAUUUUAAAAUGGCAAUUUCCAGGCCUGGAAAAGUUUUGGGAAAUGAAUAAACUCAGAAUGUUUUGGAAAAGUCA